CCAAAAUCGGCCAGCUUUCGAGCAACAGUCUGCUCGUUUGGCAAGCGUCCACGGCAAACGGACCGUACGGCCGAUCGCCUCGAAUUUGAUCGCUUGUAUCACACGGUGGGAGCAGAAGGUCGUAAGACAUAAGUGUAUAUCGGCAGGGAAAAAGAUAGCUAAAAUCUCAACGAAGGCUAAGGAAGGUGCUUCUUCGUGAGGGUAUCAAGAGCCGUCUACUACGGUGAAACUUCGAACUAUUUAUAAAGCACGGCCUCGUGGCGGCCAGUCGAAACUCCAGAGGAUCAAAAUGUCGGAGGCGGAAGGUGAGGUCUUCUUUACGAGCUGGCGUCACGAUGUUCUUUGAAUAUCUCUGGCCUAGGAUUAUUCGAGUAUCGUAUGAUAGAUAUUGAACGGGCGAGAUUGGUCGACGGGAACUGAGGGAAAAAUGUACGAUGAUCGUGGAUGCUGAACGAUCUGCAUGUUCAAGCAAUAGUGGAGAACCAUGAUAUCCAAAACAUCAUCGAGGGAGAAAGCAGAAGAUCUAGCUCCGUGGAUUAUUUAGAUACGUUUGAGGAUAUCCCAAAGGAAACCGUGAAAGAAUUUCCAGAAGAGACCAAGGAAAAAUUGUUCGAAGAGGAAAAGGAAAAGGAGACAACGGUGAAGAACGAGAGCAAAUCGAUUGAAACGGAGAAGAAAGAGGCCUCACAAGCAGCGGGUUCGAGGACGAGUACCGAUGACAACGACGACAAAGGCGUUGCUAAACGAGAAGAGAACGCAACGAGAAUAGAGGCCACAACGUCUACAACGACAGGUACCAUCGAUGGACGGAACGAAAACGUGCCAGUCGGUGAGUGGAAUUCAUUGCCGCUACUGGUAGAGCGUCUUCGCGCGGCGCUUGAGCUCUCCUUAGGGGGUCGCCGCAACAACGAGCCGCCAGCGCUGCCCGAAGACUCUGGCGUCGACUCCGAGGAGGACUUCCGGAUACGCAGCUCCAUGGAACAAGCAUUGGGUAACUGCAAAGAGCCGGAGAUAAAAAAGGACCUCAAGUUUCUGGAAGAUUUACUGUUGUCCGAUAUUCAAACAGCUCUGUCUCGUCUUCGAGAGACUUUAGAAAAAAUCGAUGUAACUGCUUUAGCUAAACACGGUGCCGCUUCUGAUCCUACGAGUAAAUUGCAAUUAUUAAGAUUGGUAUCGAGUUUAUUGUCAAGGCUACAGGUGCCUGAAGAAGCAACUGAGAAAAUACCGGUGCUACCAUCGACGUCCUUGAGCAGGAGACGAAGAGGAACCAGACAUACUAUAGGUGUUUCCGCGGAAGAAUUGGCUAAAGCUAGGAAGUGGUUAGAGGAGGAAAGGAAUGCCUUACCUUUAGAGGGAAUCACUGCUAUUAUAAAAGAGCAAAAAGAACAGUGUGCGUCUGGAAAUGGAAUUAAUGUGGUUGUAGACAGGAAACCAGAGGAGAUUCGUGAUAAGUGCACAAAAGAUGCGAUUAAUCAACGUCAAUUGUUGGAGGAUAAGAAUAAGGAGAUUAGAGACAAUUGUGCGUUUCGUGGGAUCCAACAGGUGGAUGUUGCCGAUACCAAAACUGCUGGAGAAUUGAAUAUGUUUCAACCUCAGUAUCGAGCUAACAGUUAUCAAGACAAAGAAAAUAACGAGAAUAUUAUCGAAGAUAGUGAAGAAAGAAGUCGUGUGAGUAAAUUAGCAGCUGUACUUAGACAACGUGCUGAACUAACAGCUUCCGGUGGUGGCAAGUACGGGAACAAUAACAAGUUCAGUGCGAAAAAAUCGAAAAUAAAACGUGCAAAUACUAUUGAUAUUCCUAGUUACUUGAAGCUUCAAGCUGAGAGUCUAGGUCACGAAACUACAGGUUGCGUUUCUUUGAGAAAACCAAUCAACGUUGGGGACAAAGCAUUUAAUUCUACCAACGUUACCGUGCCUACGUUCCAACCAAAAACGGAAAACGACAGAAAAUUUCUAGCUCUGAUAAAUAAAAAUAACGAAGCACCCACAGUUGCACCGAUAGUACCUUUCAAGACUUUUGGGCAAACCAUGGAUAUGUCAUCAUUGACUAAUGAAAAUUGGAAUAGUAGGUUCUCUAAUAUCAAGACUACCUUUGAUAAACCGUCUGAGUCCGAAGAAAGGGAAAAUAAACCGUCUCUGAAGUCUCGUGCCAAUAAAAUGUUUCCAUGUCCACCUCAAACGCAAGUUUAUUCUAAUUCCAAUCCAAUAUACAAUCCUCACGUAACGAAAAUGGACACAUCCAUGGGUUUUAGACACGCCCCUUCAUCACCUUUCCGCAAAAUAGAAAAAUCUUCACCAGGAUCACCGUCCAAAAUUCCUCCAUCAUAUCAAUGGCCAAAAAACACACCAGUACCGACAAAUACGUUGAAGGAAAAAGCUAGAAUGAUGUUUGACCGAGAGGGCAUGCAACCCUCUUCGAAAUCCUCUAGAAUUAAUGUAGAGAAACCUAGUUUUCCUCGACCCCCAUGGAUCGAGCACGAAUGGAACGAGAACAGAGCGAACGAUACGGUCACAGAAAAUGGUAAAUUGGACUAUCGGUCAUUUUGCAAACAGUUCGCCCCAUUCGUUACCAAAACUUCUUCCAUGGAAUCGAAGAAACUGGAAGAACAGCGUCAACGGGAAAAAGUUUCUGGAGUAGUGGACGGUAAGAUCUCUUUCAAGGUAGUCCCAGAUAAGCGAGUUCAGACCCAUCAAUAUCUUUCAGCUGAACGUCGAAAUUCCAAGGAGAAAAUUGAUGUCGCAAAAAGUGGAAAAGAACAUAGAUAUAGUGAAAAUAGCUUUACGGAUGCUACUUUGAGGGGUUGUUCAUCCGUGGCUAUUCAAACAGGAAUCAACGAAGAACAUCAGGAUGAAGGCAGAUCGUUCAAAGUGACACCUAGAAUCUCAAAAGGUCAAAACUUGAUUUGUACUAACGCCGCUGUACAAACCUCCAGCGAAUUGAAUAGGCCAAUAAUAUCAGUAAAUGACAUAGAAACUGAAAAGCAAUGGAUUCCCCUAUAUUAUGAGCAGUCUGAUUCUGAUCAGGUAUCAGAAGAUCGUCAGAGAUUUAUCCUGGAUCACAAUCAAAAUUAUCAUACAGUGUCCAGUGAUUCUGACUUCAAUAGUCCUGUAGUAAUAUCCGGUACACAUCAGGUUACUGGUGAACAAGAUUUUAAGGAAAUUGUGCAAAUCCAAGGAUUGCAGAGUCAUGAAAAACAAGCUGAAAAUCCUGUGAAAAGUUAUCAGAAUGAAGAAACAGAUAAAAAAGACUAUUCUCCCUCUCUCGUUUCUCCUAUUUCGCCUAAUUAUAAUCACUCCGAUGAAAUCUUAAAUACUCCAGAACAACAAACAAGUCAUCAAAAGACAGAGAAAUGGUCUAUAGAAGAUUCUAAUUUUCCAGAUGAUCAGAAUAUCCAAAACCAGGAUAUUAGCCCGGAAAUUGGAGUGGUUACAAGAUACACGUGUGCCAUUGGAACAGUUGCAUCAUCAGUAGACAGUCCUGAACCUCGCUCUGAAGAAGUAGCAGUAGAUUCCAGAACCUCCUCGUCUCCAUCGCCAUCACAGAGCUCCUGGUCCAGAUCUAGACCACCGACUAACGAAACUCUUACUUCAGAAGAUGAAAUUCGUCGGCAUAAUUUAUUGCAACAAAGCUUGGUUCGUCGUCUGCAAAAUGAAAUCACCUCUCUAAAUGAUCAACCUCAUCACUCUCAAUCUUCUAAUUUCGGACAACACCUGACUGUUAGUCAGGGCCAAUCUAGAUACUUAAGUCAAUCUCCUAAUUUAAUUCAAAGUCGACAGCAACAAAAUUUCAAUCCAUCAACAAAUAUUCCGUCAAGUCAACAGCAACAGAGCUACAGCCAAUCUGUAAACGUAGCUCAGAACAUUCCCCAUCAGCAACAGAAGUUUAAUCAAUCUGUAAGCACCGUUCAUCAGCAACAACAUUUCAGUCAACCUGCAAACUUUGAUCGACCUUCAAGUUCUCAAGGAUCAAGUCGAUUUGCCAAAUACCUAGCACCUGUUCCUCAAAAGAAAAAAGAUACAUCUCGAGCCCAUUCACCAGGUUCAGUGUCCGGAAACAGAGUGGGUGCUUUAAAAGAAGCUUACGAACAGGUACCUAACUCUCCAACAAAACCGAUUCAGAAGGAACGUUCCCCAGUUCCAAACGGGGUGGCUCCAAUCGACUCCAGUGACGAAUAUUUGGUAUCUUGUGCGACUAAACCCUCUAGAUCCAUAGUACUAUCAAAAUCAGAGUCCUGGCAUCAACUGGCUCUAUCUAAUCGUUAUCCUCGAGCUCCGAGAAUGAACGUUCCAGCAUCAACGACCUCGUUUCCUCAUAAUUCUCACACAAAACCACCCAAGCCAAGGUCUCCAUCUUCUCAGAAACUGAGGUCAAAACAAUUUGAAGCCUCCUCCAUGGCAGACAGUGUAAAGAAAAUGGAGGACAAGAUUAGACAAUAUUUUAAUCACCCGACUGACAUUAUUGAAACGAAGGAGUCUGUGAAACAUAGAAGAUCUCCUAGAUUUGCAUCUAAAGAAAUGGUCGGACUGUCUCGUAGUCGUACUAUGCCUGGUUUGUCCGAUGAAAAAUUACGUCUUUCAAUACCGACAUCUCAACAAGUGCCUUUACUAAACGUGAACACCACGGAUGUUGACAAAGUGUUUGACGAUUUAUUCGAAGAAGCUACAAGAACCGAUAAUCAGUAAUUAUUAACUGAUUGAAUCAUCGUACUCUUCGUUCGUUUAGCAUGGCGCGUAUUCGAGAAAUAUAAACCGCCAUGUUGAAUUUUCUGUGAGAUCUGUUAUCUCCUGGUUCAGCUGGAGAAACUGUUGUACCCUAACGAUUCACGGUCGAUAAUUGUAAUUACCUUCCAGUUCCGCGGGAGGUCUCUAAUGUCGUGUUCUAAUCGAAAUGUUUUAUUGACAUGGACAGUUACGCAGUUCGAUCCAAUAAAAAAGAAUAUAAAAAUGACGGUGAAAGAGAGAAUAAGUGAUGGACAAUGUGGUAACAUUCAUUUAAUCGAAAUCAACUUAACAGCGUUAUUGUGACACAGAAAAGAUAGUGAAGCUUUGGAGCUAUCGAAAGAAGGUUAAGUGAACUGAAAAAAAAAAAAAGAAAAAAUAGUAAAUCUUCGUAAAAACGACAAAAAUAACAAAAAUUACACGAUAAUACGCGAAUGAAGCUCGAAGCUGCGUAUUUGCGUUAAUUUUGACAGAGAGGAUCAACCAGCGUCAAUAAUUGUUCGUCGAGGAG
Molecule: messenger RNA, 5230 nt
Organism: Eufriesea mexicana
Lineage: Eukaryota; Metazoa; Arthropoda; Insecta; Hymenoptera; Apidae
Exons: 4
Coding region: 445-4683 (1412 amino acids)
Source: RefSeq, a predicted model, not a curated record